AACCGAUGACAGCUCACUGUGAAGCAGAAACCAAAAGAAGAUUUGCAUCGGAGUGACAAAUUUCUGCCCCGUUCUCUAGGUGUGGUUGAAAAUUUUGUCGCUUUCGGCUUAAAUUCAGUCCAAAUUAACGCCAGAAACGGUUUUAGCUUACUUCAAGUCCCGAUUCUAGUAUCCGGGACUGUGUAGUGUAAAUUGUUAUUCGAGAUCAUCAAAAAAAAAAUGACUGGAAGAUUACCAGCUUGUGUGAUCGAUGUCGGAACGGGCUACACAAAACUCGGCUUCGCAGCAAACAAGGAGCCUCAGUUUAUUAUCCCAUCGGCGAUUGCAAUCAAGGAAACGGCCAAAGUCGGUGACCAAAGUGCCCGUCGCGUAACAAAAGGGGUAGAAGAUUUGGAUUUCUACAUUGGAGACGAAGCGUUCGACGCUACCGGAUACUCGGUUAAGUAUCCCGUCCGCCAUGGCCUGGUCGAAGAUUGGGACUUGAUGGAACGCUUCCUGGAGCAAUGUAUUUUCAAAUACCUUCGAGCCGAACCGGAAGAUCACCAUUUUCUUUUGACGGAGCCCCCGCUAAAUACACCGGAGAAUCGCGAGUACACUGCGGAGAUCAUGUUUGAAACCUUCAACGUACCGGGUUUGUACAUUGCAGUACAAGCUGUUUUGGCUCUAGCGGCCAGUUGGGCCUCGCGACCCGUAGAAGAACGAACGCUUACCGGAAUUGUGGUCGACAGUGGUGACGGUGUGACUCAUGUUAUUCCGGUCGCUGAAGGGUACGUCAUUGGAUCCUGCAUCAAGCACAUUCCGAUCGCUGGGCGGAAUAUUACUUCGUUCAUCCAAAGUUUACUGCGGGAGCGUGAGGUGGGCAUUCCUCCGGAACAGAGUCUGGAAACUGCGAAAGCUAUCAAGGAGCGGUUCAGUUACAUAUGUCCGGAUAUUGCGAAAGAAUUUGCCAAGUACGACGCCGAACCGGCCAAAUGGAUGCGCCAUUACGAGGGGAUCAAUGCCAUCACCAAACAACCGUUCGGGGUCGAUGUGGGGUACGAGCGUUUCCUGGGACCGGAGAUUUUCUUCCAUCCGGAAUUCUCUAACCCAGACUUCACCACACCUCUGUCGGAGAUCGUCGACACAGUCAUCCAGAACUGUCCGAUUGACGUCCGAAGGCCGCUGUAUAAUAACAUCGUACUCAGCGGGGGUUCGACAAUGUUCAGGGAUUUUGGUCGUCGGCUACAGCGAGAUAUCAAACGCAGUGUGGAUGCUCGUUUGAGAAUUAGUGAAAACUUGAGCGAAGGACGUAUAAAGCCAAAACCAAUAGAUGUUUCGGUGAUCUCGCAUCACAUGCAAAGAUACGCCGUUUGGUUUGGUGGAAGUAUGUUGGCAUCAACGCCCGAGUUCUACCAGGUUUGCCACACGAAAGCUGCCUACGAGGAAUAUGGACCAGGCAUCUGCCGCCACAAUCCAGUAUUCGGCACCAUGACGUAGUUUUAUUAUCUGAUUGUACUAUACUGGCUUCUACUGAUAGCGUUUCAAUUUACACUGAACGAAACAAAAAAACACGUAAUCGAUGAGUGCAGACACACAUACACACAUAAAACACAAAAUUUUGAGUAAUGCAGAAAAGUAGUUGUGCUUUCAAUACGAGAGCAAUGAUUCACAAACAUCAUUCCUUCAAGAAAUUUCCAAAUCAAAUUGUGUGAGCCAAUGAAACUACUUGUUUUAUUAAUUUAUUUUUCAAUUUACACGCGAAUGUUAGAGCAUUUUAACAGUGUCUACAAAUAAACAGGCUUUUAUUUUAUUUUUCGAUUACUUAUUGCAUUUUCCGAACAUUGGUGUGAAGCACCAAAUUAAGCCACACUACGAUUAAAACAAGCCAAAUUGUAAUUGAAAUGCAUUUAAAAACCCUUCAGGCACGACCGAAAAUCAUACAGCGGACUAGGUGCUCGGAGCAGAUGAGCAAAUAUUUUAAGCGAAACAAAAGUAUUUUCCUGCGAGUAAAAACAUUUAAUCUUACGAUUUAAAGAACUUCUAUUCUUUUGUUUUGUUCUAGUUGUUGAUUGGUUGAGUGAUAGAGAAGAAAAAAAUAAAGUUGCCGACUCAACAUGAUUGAACAAUCGCAAUUUGAUGAAUUAUGAAUAUAUAAAUCAAAUGUGUAAACAAAAAAUAGAUAAUAAAGUUCAAAUCAAAAUCAUAA
Messenger RNA from Topomyia yanbarensis, 2185 nucleotides. It is a transcript of the gene Arp3, whose product is annotated as actin-related protein 3. The coding region runs from base 220 to 1476 and encodes 418 amino acids. The transcript is spliced from 6 exons. Gene Ontology annotation, biological process: Arp2/3 complex-mediated actin nucleation. The record is from RefSeq and is a predicted model, not a curated record. Lineage: Eukaryota; Metazoa; Arthropoda; Insecta; Diptera; Culicidae. Gene Ontology annotation, cellular component: Arp2/3 protein complex; actin cortical patch. Gene Ontology annotation, molecular function: actin filament binding.